UGUGCACAUUAGCAGAUCUGUCCUGCGUGGAGCGUUCACCCCUCAGGGAGUCAAUCCUGCACAGACUCAGCGUUCCCAUUUCCUCAAGUCCCCUCCUCUCACCUCAUCCCAUGCUGCUCCCUUAACCCCGGCUGGCCGUUCUGCUGCUGUGCUUUGAUGGGGAAUUCUGGCUGAUGGGGAUCAGCGGGAAAAAACUGCCGUCUCCCUGCGGCCUUUUAAGGUAGUUCUGACGCUGGAGAGCGGCAGCGCUUAAGGAGAGUAAAUCUGUUGAAUGCACACGAGGAAGGAGUUGGAGUCCUGAUCUGAGCCGCCGCCACAGGAAGAGCAGGGUUUCACAAUGUCAGGGUUGCACACAGGACUAGAUACAAACACUCCUCCUACCCCGGAGAGCCGGAUCUAAAACCAGCCGGGCAGCCUGAGCUCUCUGAGGAGUCUUCUGGGGCUCCACUUUGAAGCACUUUGACCCCAGGGGAGUGACGAGGAGACGGCAUGAGGAAGAACUACAGCGAUAUCCCACUCAUCCAUGUGACAGAGGUGGACCGCAGCAACGAUGUCAACAUCCUCAGCAUCCCGGUGCCCAUCCGGCGAGGCGGCUCCGACUCCAACUUGGACGUGGUUGACAGCAUCGGUCAUAACGGCGUUGGGCUGGACUUCACAAAGGGAGCGCUGGGCAUCAACAGUCUGCAGCAGAAGAUCCUUAAGGUGACGGAGCAGAUCAAGGUGGAGCAAACGGCUCGCGACCAGAAUGUUGCCGAGUACCUGAAGCUGGUGAACAAUGCCGACAAGCAGCAGGUUUCCCGAAUCCGUCAGGUCUUUGAAAAGAAGAACCAGAAGUCUGCCCACAGCAUCGCUCGGCUGCAGAGGAAGCUGGAGCAGUACCACCGGCGUGUGAAGGACAGCGAGACCAACGGGAGGCCCGCCCACAAAGAUGGCGGCAGCAAAGACUCCGGCUCCCACAGUAAGGAGGGGAGCCUGCGGGACGUCAGCGCCACUGGGCGGCACCAGGCGCUGGACAAGGUGAAGACCCUCGGGCCCGGCGUGACGCUCUCGCCGCCGUUCUUCCUCAACAAGCCUCGAGAGUUUGCUAACCUGAUCAGAAAUAAGUUCGGCAGCGCCGACAACAUCGCCCACAUGAAGAGCUCCAUGGAGACGGGGGCGGGCCUGCAGGUGGAGGGCGGGGGCCGGGGCCUGAGUGGCAGCGCCACCACAGUGGCCAAAGCCACAAAGUACCAGAGUGAUGACGAGUGCUCCACCGGGACAUCAGCCUCUGCGGACUCGAACGGGAAUCCUGCGGGGGGCUCGGGGGCCGGUUCCGGGGGCCCCGGCAGGUCGGACUCCACCCUGGAGGUGCUGGACAUGCUGCGCGACAUCAGGGAGGCUCAGACACAGCUGGAGGAUGAGAUGGAGACGCUGAGCACACAGUUCAAGAGAGACUGCAGCUACUUCACCCAGGUGAUGCAGGAGGAGCGCUACAGGUGCGAGCGCCUCGAGGACCAGCUGAACGACCUGACGGAGCUGCACCAGCACGAGACCAGCAACCUGAAACAGGAGCUGGCCAGCAUCGAGGAGAAGGUGGCUUACCAGGCCUAUGAGAGAGCCCGGGACAUACAGGAGGUCCUUGAGUCGUGUCAGACGCGCGUCUCCAAGCUGGAGCUGCAGCAGCAGCAGCAGCAGCAGACAGUUCAGCUGGAAAACACCGACGUCAAAGUGCUACUGGGGAAGUGCAUCAACAUCAUGCUGGCCAUCGUCACCGUCAUCCUGGUCUGCGUUUCCACGGCGGCCAAGUUCACCGCCCCGCUGCUGCGCAGCCGCCUCCACCUGGCGCUCACCUGCGUGGGCGUGUCCGUGCUGGCGCUACUGUGGAAGAACUGGGAACAUUUGCAAUGCUCUUUGGAGCGGCUGCUCCUCCCACACUGACCCGGGAACCGAACCGAACUGAGCCUAAACCUGAAACGUCGACCGUCAGUCGCCAUGGUGACAAAGGUGGAGUUCACAUGUAGCCUUACACCUUUCCCGUCCCCACCUGUGCUCCAGAGAUGUAUUCUGUGACCCAGGCUGGAACCGCUCAGCCAGAACCGAACCUCCAGGAUUCCACAGCAGUGUGUGGUCGUGCCGUCUCCACCAGGAGGCGCUGUUUGCUCCGUAAUACUGAACUCAUGGAAAAGGAGCAUUACGCUGAGGGUUUGAAACCUCCAAACUGAGCAGAGAUGCUCCUCCACCUGAAGGUUGACUUCUGCUGCGUCUCACUGCCGCUCCUUAACAUGGAUUGUAACGAUUGUUGGCGUGUGAGACGCUCGUGCACUUCAUCCGUUUGAGCGUGUGUGCUUCUGUUCUGUCCUUCUGUGUGUGUCUCUACAAGCUCAUGGAAAGUCCCAUCUUCUUUGACAUUUUGGGGAAUUUUUCCAGUGUAUGCAGAAGGGAAGGUCUCCAGGAGAUUUGCUGAUUCAGCAUUUCUGUCAUUUAUUCUCUGAAAAUCUUAGAUCCUGGUUUUUAGCCUAUAAUAUCUCCAAACUGCCCUUGAGCCAAAGGAAUGUUUUUUUUCCUGUCAAACCUCUGCUCUGCUGGGUUCAUUUAGAGCUUCUAACUAGAUUAUCUUGUCCAGAACUUUGCUGCUUGACUCAGCAGUUCACACGGCAGACAUUCAUGUUUCUUGGAAACACUUGGAACUUUUUUUUUUUUUUUGCUGGCAUUCUGAUUUCCUGAUCAGGUCAAAGGCCGUCUGUGAGGAACGUGUUGAUCUCUGGGCUCUGGACUCGAUCACAAACCAACAUCGGCUGCUUCAUGUUGGACUGUUUCCCAAAAUGUCAAAUCCUAGAAAAUCUUCUGAACUAACGUUUUUGUUCUAAAGACAGAGAAAGAAUUUAUCCUCUUUUUGGCAGGAAAUGUGUUGUCAUGCAAAAUAGAUUUUUCUAAGUUGAGAAAAAAGAAAUGGGUGGAAAAAAUAAAUAAAAGAAAUCCUAUUGAAGUUUUUUUAAGUCAUUUUUACUUAAGCCUGUGUGCUGCAUUUAUGUCCAGUUGGAAAAACAAGAAUUGAAAAAUUUUCUCCUCCGUGAAGCCUGGUAACACCGAGUGAUAAACUGAUUUCAUUUCCUAACAGCGCCAGAACUCAUUUUGAGUUGAAAGAGCUCCUCUCCACCUUUAAUGUCAGAUUCUGAGCCGUUAUCACCUGCAGGUUAAAGAUAUUGCUCUUUCAGAGUGUCACUGCCUUGCUCUAAAGCAGACUUUUCUCCCUGGAAAUCACCUAAAGUUUCCAAUGUUUUCCCCGCUGGACCGAAUGCGGCCUCAGGCUGGAUGAGAAGCUCUGAUCUUCUAACCCCAGGAUGGUUUUGAUAAUAAGGGGUAGAAGUGUUUGUUCUCCUGCUGUGAUGUUUUUUUGUGCUCCUUUAAAGAAGAGCAAAAAACUUUAAAAAGGAAACUUUCAUGUUGCUGCUUUAGUUUCCACGUCUCUCAUUAAACUGGCUGAAAUGUUUGCAAAAAGCUCUACCGCUAUUUUAUAUUUGCAUCUAUCCAUUCAUUUUGUUUCCAUUUUUUAAAUAAAAAAUAAAGAUUUUUAUUUCC
Messenger RNA from Oryzias latipes (Japanese medaka), 3558 nucleotides. Its product is annotated as transmembrane and coiled-coil domain protein 3. Gene Ontology annotation, cellular component: endomembrane system. Lineage: Eukaryota; Metazoa; Chordata; Actinopteri; Beloniformes; Adrianichthyidae. The record is from RefSeq and is a predicted model, not a curated record.